CCAUUUCAAUCGCUAUUUGCGGAUGGAAGGAAGUGACGUGUUUGGCCCUCAGACGUUUCCGGUUAGUUAACGCGCACAUUCAAAACAACAGACGGGAAGCGUUUUUUUAUGGCAAUUGAUCGAUUAUUUUCUUACUAAUUCGAUAAAACAUGUCCAAAUUUAAAUUAGGAGCGUGCUGCUCGGUUGUUGGCUGUUCACUCAGGCCUGGAACUAACUUACUUUCGGAAAUUAAAGCUUAUAGAUUUCCUAAAAACAAAAAUCAGCGUGACGCCUGGAUUACAGCAGUGAAGAGAGAAGGCUGGAUACCAACAAGCAACUCUAGGAUAUGCAGCACACAUUUUAUCUCUGGAAAGCCAUCAGAUGAUCCUCUACAUCCAGAUUACAUACCAUCAAAGCUUCCUCACAGACCUGAUACCUUCAGAAAUAUGGACCGGUAUCAGAGGUCUCUGAGACGGGCGUCACAGGUUUCUGAGAUGAGCAUUGGAGUUCAGCCUACUGAGGAAGUGCAGGACAUGGACAUAGAUGUAACUCAAGUUAAGUCCUUCAAUGAUAUGUGUGUUGGAACAGAUCUCACAAUGAGUGAUAUUGAAGAUAUGCAGAAACAGAACACAUCUUACAAAGAGCAAGUGAGAAGCCUACAUAAAAAGGUACAAACUCUCACCAGUGAGCGGAAAAGACGGAAAUCUGAUGUGGAUUUAAACGAUGAUGGAAUCAUUCACUUCUACACUGGCCUUCGCUCAUGCAAAGUGUUUUUUGCCCUUUUGACAUAUCUCACCACUGCUUGGAGUCCGAGAACACAUAGUCCUCCAACACCUCUCCAGUUUUACUUGGUCUUAAUGAAACUGAGACUUGGCCUCACUCAUAAAGAUCUUGCCUUCAGGUUUCAUUGCAGUUGUGCUACAAUCUCUGCAAUAUUUCACGACUGGUUAAACGUGAUGACACAGCGUUUCAGCUCUCUAAUUCGUUGGCCUUCUAGGGAAGAGAUUAAAAAAAAUCUUCCUGACUUGUUCAAAACCCCCCCAUUCAAUUCAGUGAGGUGUAUCAUAGACUGCAGCGAGAUUUUUAUUGACCGACCAACAUCACUCAGUGCAAGAACAAUGACAUACUCCAACUAUAAGUCCCACAACACCAUCAAAUUCCUGGUUGGCAUCAGUCCAACGGGGUCAAUCACAUUCCUUUCCAAGUCUUGGGGUGGUAGAGCCAGUGACAAAACAAUCACAAAAUCAUCUGGUUUAAUUGAUCUUUUGGAAGAGGGAGACAUUGUCAUGGCUGACAGAGGGUUCAGUUUCCCUGAGUAUUUUGCUGCAAAAGGAGUCCAGCUACUCAUACCAGCUUCAACCCGUGGAAAGACGCAGCUUUCAGGACAAGAAGUGUCUGUGUCACGUCAAAUGUCAAGGUUGAGGAUUCACGUGGAAAGAGCUAUUGGUCGUAUUAAAAAGUACUGCAUUCUGAAACAAACACUCCCUGUAAACUUGGUGAAGCGAAGAUCAGUAGACACUGUGGCAACUGUGGAUAAAAUUCUUCUGGUUUGUUCUGCAUUAUCGAAUUUGGACAAGUCAUUAAUUCAGUAAAAAAAACCACGAGACACUGACAGGUGGUUAAAAACCUUUUAUUUUGUUAUUGAAUGAUUGUGUACAUCAUUCUGUAUAUCUAUUGUAUAUAGAUUUCUAUUGGAUAAAUGUUUGGUCUUAAAUUAUCAUUUUUACAAUUAUUACAUUUACAAUUAUUAAAUUAAAUGAUCAUAAUCAACAAUUAUUAAACAUUUGUUUGUUAAUGAGAAUAUUUGUUGUCCUGCAAUUGAUUGAACGUAUUACAAUUAUUAAAAUAACAAUUUUAACAAAUUACUGGGAAGGUUGUGUAUGAAUUCACAUUUUUUUGGAUUAUGGUGAACAAACUGAACAAAACCAUUGCUCACCAGGGUGCCUUUUUAAGCCUACACAUUUCAGGUGAAACACCUUGUGACAGACAGAGCACUGUGUGACACAUGUUUUAGACCUGCUUUUACACAAACAGGAAGUCUCUGCGAUCAGAAAUUGUUUCAUCAGU
Pimephales promelas (fathead minnow) is the source of this 2046-nucleotide messenger RNA. RefSeq lists its product as uncharacterized. Lineage: Eukaryota; Metazoa; Chordata; Actinopteri; Cypriniformes; Leuciscidae. The record is from RefSeq and is a predicted model, not a curated record.